AUGGCCGACACGUCGGUGCCCAAGGCCCUCGAGGCUCUCACCCUCUCAAAGACGAAGGAGCUGAAGGGCACGGAAAAGCGAGACACCUUGGUUGAGAUUGAAAAGAAAUACCAGCUGAAAUGGGAGGAAGACCACAUCUUCGAGGUCGACGCCCCCUCGACGACCGAGAUCCCCCUCGACUCGAUCACGGCCGAUGAGCUGCGCGAGAAAUACCCGAAGUUCUUCGGAACUAUUGCGUACCCAUACAUGAAUGGCCGUCUCCAUGCCGGGCAUGCCUUCAGCUUCAGCAAGAUCGAGUUCCACACUGGAUUCGCCAGGAUGCAGGGGAAACGAUGCCUGUUCCCCCUCGGAUACCACUGCACUGGACUUCCGAUCAAGGCGUCGGCGGACAAGCUAGUCAAGGAGGUCGAGAUGUUCGGCCGCGACUUCCAGCGCUACAAGGAGGACGACGAGGAAGAUGCCGCGCCCGUAGUCCCUAAAGGGGCAAAGGACGAUGUGACCAAGUUCAACGCAAAGAAGGGGAAGGCUGCCGCAAAGACAGUCAAAGCGAAAUACCAAUUCCAGAUCCUGCAGUCCAUCGGAAUUCCGACGGAGGAGAUCCAUCUUUUUGCCGAUCCUCAGUACUGGCUGCAGUUUUUCCCUCCUGAGUGCAAGAAGGACCUGACCAACUUCGGCGCCCGGAUCGACUGGCGGCGGCAGUUUGUGACGACCGAGGCAAACCCGUACUACGAUGCGUUCGUGCGCUGGCAGAUGAUUCGCCUGAAGGAGCUGAACAAGAUCAAGUUCGGCAAGCGGUACACAAUUUACUCCAUCAAGGAUGGCCAGCCCUGCAUGGACCACGACCGCAGUGAAGGCGAGGGUGUUCUUCCCCAGGAAUACACGGCUCUGAAGUUGAAGGUUCUUGAAUGGGCCCCCAAGGCCGCAGAAAAGCUGAAGGGCAAGCUUCCCGAAGGCGCUAACGUCUUCUUGGUGCCCGCCACUUUGAGGCCUGAGACCAUGUAUGGCCAGACGUGCUGCUUUGUCGGCCCCAGUCUGAGCUACGGAGUAUUCAAGGCCGCGGAGAACGAGUACUACGUGAUAACUGAGAGGGCCGCCAAAAACAUGGCCUUCCAGGACGUCUUUGCGCAAGAGGGCGUCAUCGAAAAGGCAGCCGAUGUCCUAGGUUCCGAUUUGAUUGGAACUUUGAUCAAUGCGCCCCUAAGCUUCCAUCCCCAAGUCCGCGUUCUCCCCAUGGACACCGUCCUGGCCACGAAGGGCACUGGUGUUGUGACCUCGGUUCCGUCUGAUUCGCCAGAUGACUUUGCCAUGGUCACGGAACUCGCCAAGAAGGCCGAUUUCUACGGCAUCAAGAAGGAGUGGGCUGAACUGGAGGUCAUUCCGAUUAUCCAAACGCCCACAUCUGACUUGUUGGCCCCCUAUUUGGUCAAGAAGCUGAAGAUUUCGUCUCCCAAAGACACCAAGCAGCUUCUGGAAGCAAAAGAGCUUGCGUACAAGGAAGGCUUCUACCAGGGCGUUCUCACGGUCGGCGACUUUAAGGGCGAGAAGGUCGAAGUCGCAAAGCCGAAAGUAAGGGAGCAGCUGAUCAAAGCCGGCGAGGCCUUCGCAUACUGUGAGCCUGAAAACAAAGUAGUGUCGAGAUCCGGCGACGAGUGCUCCGUGGCCCUCCUCGACCAAUGGUAUAUCGACUACGGCGAGGAGUCCUGGAGAGCCAUUGCCUACGACUAUGUUGAGAACAAGGACGGCACUGGCCUCAACACGUAUUCCUCCGAUACCCAGCACGCGUUCAAGGGAGUCGUCGACUGGCUGAGGCAGUGGGCUUGCGCUCGCACCUACGGCCUGGGAUCGAAAAUACCCUGGGAUCCCCACUUCCUCGUUGAGAGUCUGAGCGACUCGACCGUUUACAUGGCCUACUAUACCGUAGCCCAAUGGCUGCACAAGGACCUGUUUGGCCGAGAGAAGGGCAACGGCGAUAUCGCGCCCGAGCAGAUGAUUGACGAGGUCUGGGACUACAUCUUCUGCCGGGCACCGCUGACGGACGAUGUCAUCACCAAGUCCAAGAUCCCCAAGGCAACUCUGGAGGGCAUGAGGAGAGAGUUUGAGUACUUUUACCCGCUGGAUCUCCGCGUCAGCGGCAAGGACCUUAUCCCCAACCAUCUCACCUUCUUCCUGUACAACCACAUCGUCGAAGCUCUCUUUCCCCGCGAGUAUUGGCCCCGUUCUGUUCGUGCCAACGGGCAUCUCCAGCUGAACGGAGAGAAGAUGAGCAAAUCGACCGGAAAUUUCAUGACUCUGGACGACGUUGUCAAGAAGUACGGCGCCGACGCUGCGCGAGUUGCCCUUGCAGAUGCCGGUGAUGGUAUCUCCGACUCAAACUUUGUCGAGGAUGUGGCAGACAACACGAUCCUGCGCUUCUACAACAACAAGGAGUGGAUUGAGGAGACUGUCAAGGGUGUCGACCAACUACGGGCCGGGGAACUCAACUCGUUCCAAGAUGCGCUCUUCGACAACGAGAUGAACGGGCUUGUGAACGAUGCCAAGAAGUACUACGAGGAGACGUCGUACAAGCUUGCUCUCAAGGCCGGCCACUACGAUUUCCUGAAUGCGCGAGACUCGUACAGAGAGGCAUGCAACGCUGCUGGAAUUGCGCUCCAGAAGGACUUGGUAUUCAAGUAUAUCAGACUCCAGGCCCUGAUAUUGACUCCCAUUGCGCCGCAUUGGGCCGAAUACGUCUGGCAGGAGGUCCUCGGAGAGAAGACGUCGAUCCAGUCUGCCAGAUACCCCGACGUGCCGGCUGCUGACCCGAUCCUGACUGCGGCUCGCGAGUACGUUCGGCAAACGGCGUCGAGCGUCAACUCGGCCGAGGCAGCGCAGCUGAAGCGGAUGGCCAAGGGCAAGACGAGCGACUUUGACCCUAAGAAGCUCAAAAAGCUUACGGUCUUUGUGACUGAGUCCUUCCCGGCGUGGCAGGCAAAGUACAUCGAGCUACUGCAAGAGGUUUGGGAUCCGGCGACAAACACGCUGAAGGUUGAUGAAAAGGAGCUGAAUGGCCGGAUCGGUAAGAUGGGAGAGAUGAAGAAGGCCAUGCCCUUCGUGCAGUCUUUGAAGAAGCGCCUGCGCGAUGGAGAGCCCGCCGAUGCGGUCUUCUCGCGCAAGCUGGCAUUCGAUGAAAAGACAACUCUUUUGGCAAUGGUUCCGGGCUUGAAGAGGACAGCCGGUCUGGAGUCGGUCCAGAUUGUAGCCGUGGCGGAGGGCAGCAAGAAGGGCAAAAACCUGGCCAACGGCGGUGAGGAGGUCGAUAUUAAGACGCCUGUCGCUGACUCGGCCAUACCCGGCCAGCCGAGCUUCCUGUUUCAGAAUGUUUGA
This is a messenger RNA of Lasiosphaeria miniovina, 3363 nucleotides long. RefSeq names its product leucyl tRNA synthetase-like protein. The record is from RefSeq and is a predicted model, not a curated record. Bases 1 to 3363 code for a protein of 1120 amino acids. Gene Ontology annotation, biological process: leucyl-tRNA aminoacylation. Lineage: Eukaryota; Fungi; Ascomycota; Sordariomycetes; Sordariales; Lasiosphaeriaceae. The transcript is spliced from 19 exons. Gene Ontology annotation, molecular function: aminoacyl-tRNA deacylase activity; ATP binding; leucine-tRNA ligase activity.